Molecule: messenger RNA, 1701 nt
Organism: Phytophthora infestans T30-4
Lineage: Eukaryota; Oomycota; Peronosporomycetes; Peronosporales; Peronosporaceae
Product: Cation Diffusion Facilitator (CDF) Family
Exons: 4
Coding region: 1-1701 (566 amino acids)
Biological process (GO): transmembrane transport; zinc ion transport; intracellular zinc ion homeostasis
Cellular component (GO): membrane; Golgi apparatus
Molecular function (GO): zinc ion transmembrane transporter activity
Source: RefSeq, a predicted model, not a curated record
AUGGACCUGACAGCCGACGGCGGCUCGGACGGCGACACCAAGUUCGCAGUCGCAUGGUCCUCGUGCUCGCUGCUGCUUCUUGGGCUUCUUCGCUUUCUGCUGUUGCACACGGCGCGCGACUUCUCGAUGCUGACUCUGCUACUGCUGCUGCAGUUGGCACUGCACGUGACCACUGCCCGCAACUCAAGACGCGCACGCCUCUCGUAUGACCCGCAACAUGCAACUUUAGAUGCUGCACGCCGAGUUGCGAGACUCUAUGUGACAUUGCAAGCGCUUCGUCAUUUUGGACUGCUCUUCGCCUUCCUAUUGCAACAUUUGGACGUGUUGCUGCUGCAACUAAAGAGGUGGCACGAUAGUGGCGACAGGAACAGCGCGCUACUGCUGCUUCUGGGUCACGUGUUGGUCGCUGGAGCUAAUGCAGAUGCGUAUGGGGCUCUACUGCACACUUUUUUGCUAUUAGGGGCGGCUUUGGGACUGCAACUGGCGGCUCAGUCGUCCACGCUUCGGGGAAUAGCGACAGACAGUGAAGCGUCGUCUUUGUCCAUUGCUGGAGCCGCAGCAAUUGCUGCUGUCCUGGCCUUCCUGACGCCGGAUAGUGCAGUGCAUGCUCAGCAGAUUGCCAACGACCGAGCGAGUGCUGACGGGGGCGUGAUGAGCAUGUCCACGUGGACAUUCUAUCUGCUUGUUACCGCUCUGAUCCAGUUUGCAGCUGGCCAUUUCGAAAGAAAAGUUAACUCCGCCGUGGCUUGUGGUUUGAUUCUGUACGUUCUGGGUGGGAUUGCUGCGCAUGUGCUUGCGGUGCUGUGGUCAAAGCGCGCCUCACGUCAGAUGCUCAUUUUUCUAUCAGUCAAUGUUGCCUUUAUGUUUGUAGAGCUCGCAGUUGGUCUGUGCACCAACUCUUUGGGGCUUAUGGGCGACGCAGGACACAUGCUAUUUGACAAUGGUGCGCUUGUGAUUGGGCUUGCGGCCUCCUACAUUGGACAAUUGCCACCUGAUGCAAAAUUUACGUAUGGAUACGGUCGCGUAGAGGUUUUAUCUGGUUUCCUGAACUCGCUGUUGCUACUUGUGGUGUCGUUCCACCUGAUCACGGAAGCAGCAUCGCGCUUUAUGGAUCCACCUGAGGUUUCAACGGACCAUUUGCUGCUCACGUCAACGGCCGGACUAUUUGUGAAUUUGGUUGGACUAUUUUUCUUCCAUGACCAUGUGCAUGGCCACAGUCACAGUCAUGGAAUUGACUCAGGAGGCUGCGGAAGUGGCCACGGACAUAGUUAUGGUAGUAGUCACCAUCAGGCUCAUGGCGAGGACGCCUCAGAAAAUGGCAAUCACGGUGGCAGCACUAACAUGUAUGGGGUGUAUCUCCACGUACUGGCAGAUACACUGGGAAGCGUGGGCGUGAUUAUUUCGUCCAUACUUAUCCAAUUGUACGAGUGGCACGUGGCCGACUCGGCGUCUUCUGCACUUAUCUCGCUGCUGAUUCUGGGCAGCACACUUCCUUUACUUCGUGAUACUGCUCGCCAACUUUUACAGGGCGCUCCGCAAGAGCUAGCAAGUAGUGUCAAUGCAGCUCUACAAGAAGUUCAAGCGUCUGUCCCAGGAGUGGAGCGAAUUGUGCAGUGGAAUAUCUGGCAUCACGCAGGCGACAUGCGCAUCGCGACUGCUUCAACAGACCCGAAUGAUCUUCCGACGUCAUGCCAAACUUGA